Messenger RNA from Neltuma alba, 1443 nucleotides. Its product is annotated as ricin B-like lectin EULS3. The record is from RefSeq and is a predicted model, not a curated record. Lineage: Eukaryota; Viridiplantae; Streptophyta; Magnoliopsida; Fabales; Fabaceae. The coding region runs from base 214 to 1146 and encodes 310 amino acids. The transcript has 4 exons.
CGUUCGUGCGAGGCACGCCGAUAUCAGUUCAGACCCGCCCCUCACAAUGCAUACGCUGGCCACGUGUCCACUGAUUUCGCACCAGAGGGGCCCACCGUGCUGAUCACCAUCACGCGGUCUGGUUUCAUUUUCACAUCGCCGUUCUGCUGUUCCUUUUCUUUCCUCUAUCCCUCGCUCAUUCGUGUCAUCACAAGAAACUGAAAGAAAUCCACUAUGGAGUUCCCCUUUGGCCAUCCCUCGCACCAUCACUCCCACCAUCACAAGAGGGACGAUCAACCUGAAGAUUACCCGCCACCGCCAUCCAAUUUCUCUGACCUCCAUAAUCCUCCUCCUCCUCCGCCCCCUUCGUUCUACGGCGGUGAUCAGCCGCCUCCUCCACCCAUACCUCACCCAGCUCAAGUCUACCACACUUCUCAUGUUCCAUCUCAACCACCUCCCUACAACUUUAACUACUCUGAUCUCCCUCCUCCUCAAUCGGGUCCCCUCCCCUUCAAUUACUCAUCCGAGGCACCGCCUCCGCCGCCCCGCGUUCCUGCUUACGCCCCCCCGCCCGGCACCGCAGUAUCUGUGCACCAUGUUUCUCAUGAAGUGGAGACGUAUGAGACCCACCACACCAAUCGCCCCCAUUUGCCUUCCUUCGUUCAUCAUCAUACUCAUCACGAAACCUCUGCCACUGUCUCUUCCAACAGGCGCACUGUUAGGGUCUUCUCCAGGGCUGCCCCCAAUUUCUCCCUUACCAUUCGGGAUGGCAAUGUCGUCCUUGCUCCAUCCGAUCCCACCGAUGACUACCAGCAUUGGUACAAGGAUGAGAAGUACAGCACAAGGGUGAAGGAUCAAGAGGGGUGCCCCGCUUUUUCUCUGGUCAACAAAGCUACUGGUGAGGCCGUUAAGCAUUCCAUCGGCGCCACUCAUCCGGUUCGACUGAUACCUUACAAGUCUGAUUAUCUUGAUGAGUCAGUUCUGUGGACUGAGAGCAAGGAGAUUGCUGAUGGUUAUAGAGCUAUAAGGAUGGUUAACAAUGUUCAUCUUAAUGUGGAUGCUUUCCAUGGUGAUAAGAGGUCUGGGGGUGUUCAUGAUGGCACAACUAUAGUCCUCUGGGAGUGGAACAAAGGUGAUAAUCAGCUCUGGAGGAUCGCAUCCUACUGAGAACGAACUAAAUUUAUUGGAGAGAAUGCCGUGCCCCUCUGAAGGUGCAGUAUCUUUAUGAACUCAAGAUGCGACGACUGCUAGCUCUGCUGUUUGAGUGACAUUUAUGUCUGGUAUCUUAUGCAUUUACAAAUGGUUUUUGCUGCAUUUACAUUUAUCAAUUACCUGUCUGUGUGUGACUGGUGGGAGAGCUGUAGCUGUGUGUACACAUGAUGCGUUGAGCUGUUACUGUUGCUACUGGGAUGGAACUGGUGUUCACUAAUUAUUAUUUCCGUUACCAUCUUACUAUUAAGCUGA